Fusarium coffeatum is the source of this 1062-nucleotide messenger RNA. RefSeq lists its product as uncharacterized. The record is from RefSeq and is a predicted model, not a curated record. NCBI's taxonomy places the organism in Eukaryota, Fungi, Ascomycota, Sordariomycetes, Hypocreales, Nectriaceae. Bases 1 to 1062 code for a protein of 353 amino acids. The transcript has a single exon.
AUGUCUAACGAUCAGACCAACGUUCAGCAAGGCACCAACCCUGAUCGGGUCGGUCAGCAAAUCUCUCUUCAUCAGGCUGACGGUGAUACCAGCACUUGGGUCACUAUUAACGUUCAGAGCGGCGCACCCAUCACAGUGAACGCCUUCACCACGGCCCCUAUCACGAUGAAUACCUACGCCGGCACUGCUAUCAAAAUAAACGUCAUCGAUCCUCCUACUAGUGGCCAAGUUGUUAGUCUCCAGAACCGAGAAGCUUCGGACAAUACGUCUGGGGAGGUUGAGGAAACAGACAAUCUAUUCGAUCACACAUUCCAGCACGUCCAUUGGACUCCAUCAGGCUAUAUCGAUGACAAAUUAUCGGCGGUCGAAUAUGAAACAGCCGUUGAGUCACAACCUGUUGUCGAGAGCGACAACUCUGCUGACGCUGGGCCUUGCACACCAACCAGCGAUGAUGCUAAGGUGUCUGAUUCUGACGAAGGAGAAGAUGAGGAUGACAAUCGCUCUUCAACCGCAGAAAUCGGCGAGUCUACUGAGGGCAAUAUCUCAGCCUAUGGAAACCCUUUCCGUUUGGUUCCUCAUCUGCGCCCCAUUAGCAGAUACCCACCCCUCCCCAUCUCUACUGCUUUUAUCAACGGCGCUAUACACAAGUCGACACAGCGAAAGCCCGGUUUCCAAAGCAUCUACCUCCGCGAGGAAAGUAUUCCGUCAAUUGGCUCCCGUCCUGCCUACACCUGGCAUUCGCCCGACGCCUUCGGUCGAAUCUAUGUCCCAGAUUGGCAAUAUGUCCUGGUCUGCAUCGAAGAACAUCUUCUCGUAACACUGUCUGGUAUCGGAACAACGACCAGAGACUCUCAUCGGGACGAGUUUCUGAAGGUCAUUAUCGACAAUUCUAUCGAUGUUCAGCUGGACUUUACCCUGCUCGAGUCUGCUGGCUAUCGAGUGCUUGCUUGGGCUAAGAAGCCUUCGCCGCGCGAUGACAUGUACUGGUUUGACAUCCAAGGACGAGUUGUUCAGAAUACUCCAGCUUGUGGCCACAACCACGCUGCUUUGAUUUGUGGCUAA